Messenger RNA from Effrenium voratum, 1359 nucleotides. Lineage: Eukaryota; Dinophyceae; Suessiales; Symbiodiniaceae. The record is from the annotation of a GenBank genome assembly.
AUGCUGGAGCGCGUCACUGCCUCUAAGAAUACGUUGGUGGAGGUUGGCGACGACUCCGCGUUCGACAUCAACCUCCUGGCUCCGGCGCCGAUCAUCACAGCGGUGCAGACCAUGUGCAAGGCACAGGGCUGGUGCGCCGAGGCAGCCCUGCAAGGCCUCUUUACUGUCACCGGCUGGCUGGAGCACGUGGACACCAGGAUCCAGAUCUCGGAGGGUGAGGAGCAUGCCAGAACACCCUUGGCAGCGUUCUUCGGUUCGCGGGCAAGCAACCGCAAGAGCUCCAUGCAUAAGUGGCUACUUCAAGAGUUGCUCGACAUCGACACGCUGCCGCACGGCGUCAAGGGCUCGGCGGCAAUCGCUACCGACGCGACCAUCAAAGGUCACCGCAACAACCUGUACAAUUACAGACGCUCAGGCCUCUCUUCGACGGAGCUGAGCGAGACCUACAAGACGUCGUGGACCGACCCAUCCAUCCCGCAAGCCAAGCUGGCGGCCAAGUCUCUCAUCAACAAGCUCGUGCACUCAGAGCGCGAUGCCUCCCUCACCGGAGCAAUGGUGGACGACAACUCCAACUAUAGCUUCUAUCAUUGGAUCAUCGGACACGUUCAGCCGCUAUCGGAGGUUCUGUCUUUGAGGAAGGGGGCCGAAGUCGGCUUCCCGAAACGUUUCCACAUCGUCGUGAAGGGCAUGAAGCCGGCCACGAUACCGGAGCAGGAGUGUCUAGAGUCCAAGCAGUUCCUUGCCGACUUCAUUGUCUUCAUGGCCGAGAGAGCCACGCAGGGGGAUGAGCCCAACAAAGGCGCCACGGUCACGUGCGAUGAGUUCGCUGCCGGCUGGCUCAGGUUCCUUCGGCUCCGCGCCGGGCUUGGCUUCGAGGACAAGCCCAUCGGCAUCCGCGACAUCCAGUACGGCAUCCACCCCUGGUGCCGCCAGCUGGAGUUCUACUCCGGCCUGGUGGUUGCUGCUGACAAGGCCGGGGCUGAAGCUACGUCUACUGGGCCCGCCCAAGGUCAAGAUGCUUCUCACCUCUGUAUGAAGUGGGUCUUGCAGAGCACUCCAAGCACAACUGAGGAGCAGAGCACGAAGGAUGUCAGGAAAAAGCUCAAGGGUCGUCUGCAGGCCUUGUGUGAUCGUGGAGCCAAGGGAGACCGCAAGAAGAAGGUCAACGGUCCCGCCAACACCUUGCCACAAGCUGUUCGAGACCUUGCCUCGCACUCCCUUCUGGACAUUGUCCCAGGGCAAGGCGGUGGCCGUGCGACAUUGACCUUUCGUAAGAGGAAGUGGUCGGACAUCACAGAUUGCCAGGACUCCAGAGACAUGUGCAAGUCCUUGCGCGUUGGUAGUGAGCUCUUCCCGUAG